CGGGUCAUCACUGGUUCAUCGCCGUUGCUCCAGUCGUACAGACUUCAGGGUGUACAGUGCCCUGUGCCCCGGCGGUUUACCCUCCGAUCGAUCCAUCGGCUCACCGCCAAAAUGUCAAUCUCGCUCCGCCUCGCCGUCCCGCUCCCGCCGUCGGCGCAGGCGCCCGCGCCACGCCGCCGGGGCCUGCGCCCGAGAGCCGGCGGAAAUGCCGUCACCGUCUCCCCGGUCGUCUUACGGCCGCCGCGCGCGCUCAGGGGAGACGCGUGGUGGCGCCGCCGGGGAGACGCCGCCGUGUGCUGCGCGUCGGCGCACAUCAGCACCGAGGCGCUGCAAUGGAUAGCAGACGCGGAAGAAGCCCAAGAAAAGCGGUGCGUCUGCUAUCCUUGCUUCCAGGUGAACUGGAGCUUCCCUUGUCAACGAUGCUGUAUGCUGUUUGUUAGUAUUGCUCCUUACCAGUUUAUGAACUUGAGGGGCACUCAAGACUCUGUAAUACUGUCAUUGGCAAUAGCAGCUUAUCUCGCGUUUCAGCAUUUCACCGGGGCCGGAGGCGUGCGGAAGGCCUUGGACCAUGGAGCGGUAGUUGCAACCUUGUGCAUCAUCUGCAUCACGCUUAUCCCCUUCUUGUUCUUGCUCUGAUUCCGGUGUGGCGUAUGAUAAAGCCUUGCUCCUCUCAACUCGUGGAGGUGUGGAGAUGAAGUGCAGGAUGCUGGGAAGCUGCAGAAAACAAAGGAAGUUCUUGUGUUGCAUGAUCCUAGUCCUACAUAACUUGCAGCCUUUUCCUAAUUGAAAGCAACUUCUGAUCCAUCUACUGCUUUAAGAUUUUAAGCAUUUCAUGUAGUAUGUAUGGCAUGAUGAUGUGAAUGUGAUAUAUGGUCAGUCAAAGUUUCCUCUCUAUCAUUCCAA
Molecule: messenger RNA, 903 nt
Organism: Aegilops tauschii subsp. strangulata
Lineage: Eukaryota; Viridiplantae; Streptophyta; Magnoliopsida; Poales; Poaceae
Product: cold-regulated 413 inner membrane protein 2, chloroplastic-like
Cellular component (GO): membrane
Source: RefSeq, a predicted model, not a curated record